Molecule: messenger RNA, 5536 nt
Organism: Uloborus diversus
Lineage: Eukaryota; Metazoa; Arthropoda; Arachnida; Araneae; Uloboridae
Product: zinc finger protein basonuclin-2-like
Exons: 4
Coding region: 1-3795 (1264 amino acids)
Biological process (GO): regulation of DNA-templated transcription
Cellular component (GO): nucleus
Source: RefSeq, a predicted model, not a curated record
AUGACGACGACGACGACCGCGGCUGAAGGCGGCGGCGGCGCAGCGUCGUCGUCCCCUUCGCCGCCCAACCUGCUCAUGCAGUUGCCGCCCGCUGCCGGACAGCAGCCGCGGCUCUGCGCCGGACAUUCGCCGGUGUCCCCGCCCGGACCGCAAGUCCAGAUGGCGAGGCCGACGCUCCUCAUGGAUGUGGCUAUCCGCUGUACUGCACCUAACUGUACUUGUGACUGCUUUUCCCCUUGCAAGGCUCAAAUACGCAUCUGUGAUGGUUGUGGCCAUGGAUGGGUUAGUCACGCCCUGGACAAGUUAGGGUUCCGCCACCUCUUCAACUGCCACCAAGUGGAACUAGUUCAGCCUAGCAUUGCCUUCGACGUAGCUUCCCUCAUGUUGUACGGCACGCAAGCGAUACCCGUUCGUCUGAAGAUACUACUGGACAGGUUGUUUAGUGUUCUCCAGCAUGAAGAGGUUCUUCAAGUUCUUCAUGGUUUCGGAUGGACCUAUGAAGACUAUGCAAGAGGCUACAUCAUACAGGAUCCUUCGGGGAUAGUUCUUGACAAGUGGCUUCUUGCUUCCCGAGAAGAAGAACCUCUAAUCCUUCAGCAAUUUCUAAGAUUUGGAGAGACCAAAGCGAUAGCUCAGCAGUUACUGCUUCAAGAAAACAGUGAGAGGACUGAUUUCAUAAUUCAGCCACCACGAACAGAAUCAGAUAUCAAAAAAUUCAUCGAAAGGACUAACAGAGUUGUUGUUGGAAACUCUAUUUUCAAACAUCACGCCAGCCAUAUCUAUAGUCACAUGUCUUGUCCAAUGCCUUCUUUACCACUCAUCAGCAAACCUUCCUUCCGAAAUCCAUCAUCCAGUGUAAGUUCCACUCAAUCCGUUUCUCCUACCAUAUCUUCGCCAGUCAACUGCACCAGCCCCAUGGCUUCAUCGCCCCUAAACAAACUUCAGAACAUGCAACCGUACGAUUUCCGGCAAGAAAAGACCAGUCCCGAACAACCGAGGAAUGAGGGUUCGGACAGAAUUGCACAACCUAAUUCCUACAGCAUUAGUUCCUUGACUUCUCCCACAACUUCCGUCCCGAAUGUCUCUGUUGCAGCAUCUAGUCUGUCAUCUGUCACUACGGCCAACAACUCGUCAACCUACACGACGGCGAGUUCCGAGAGAAGCAUCAACGACGAAGGGGUGUACUACUCGGAGGAUGACGAAGAGGACACGAAGCACAGUGCCAUCAACUUGACGAGGUCGUCUUCCCUCACCACUGGAUUUAUGGACUCUGUUUUUGCGGCUAAAAAGGUGAGGCAUUUAAGGAAAUCCGCCAAUCCCAUGAAACGACGAUGGAAUCCUACAGUUUUGGCAACCCUCUCGACAAAUCCAGCGACUGGCAAAAAAAGAGUCCAGUGUCAUGUAUGUCUGAAAACUUUCUGUGAUAAAGGUGCUCUAAAGAUACAUUUUAGUGCCGUUCAUCUCCGAGAGAUGCACAAGUGCACAGUGGAAGGUUGCAAUAUGAUGUUUAGUUCGCGCCGUAGCCGCAACAGGCACAGUGCGAACCCCAACCCAAAGCUCCAUACUCCUAAUUAUAGGCGAAAAAUUAAUCCACAUGACGGUAGGGCAGCAAAUCCAUAUCCUAUGAUGCCACCAUCAGGCAUGUUAGACUUUACAAAUGGUGUUGUCUCAUAUUCUUCUGGUCCUCAUGAUGGUGAUAGCAGCUCUGUUUCCGACGAUGAACAAAAAUCUUUCGUAAGAACAGCGAAUAAUUCUUUGGAACUUAGGAAUGAAGAGAAAACUCGGAUGACAGAUUUUCAGGGAAGGAUUCCUCAUCGCAAUGAUGAUAUACCGUUGCCUCUUACGAAAAAAUUUCGUUUGGAACAUUCAGAAAAUGUAGAAAAUCUUCCUAAUGAAGGGAUGGAUCUAAGUAUGAAAGACGAUCGCCGGCAAAUAGAAAAAGAUUCUAAAGAGCAAAUAACAAACCUAUCAGAAAGUAAAAAAUGUCCCAUUAAUAAUCAAUCCUCUAAUUCUUGUGAUAAAAAUGAUAAAAUGGAAACUUCAGAGAACGAAAAGGCUGAAAAUGCCGAAUUAGAGAAUCAUCAUCCAGUCAAAGCAGAGCCCAUAGUAACAGAAAUUCGAAUUACUGAUAAAGAUAAAAAUCCAGUGUCUACAAAAGGUGUUCGCAAAAGGAAGAGCCUCAACCCAAUAAAAUGUCCAACAACGAGUGAUGAGGAUUUGCAGUUUGUGUCAACAGACGAUUCUUCUAGUGACACGUACAUUGACCAAGAAAAUGACGAAAAUGGUUUAUUGGACUCUAAAUCUGAUUUUCUGUCAUCUGAUGGCUCUGAUUCUAUGAAUGACAUUGACGAUCUUGAUGAUAAUAAUUCAGACACGGAAAGUACUAAAAGACUGGUAUCUCAUAAAAUACAAAAUGAUUUAAAAAUAUCUUCCCCACCGGUAUCGAUAUCCGUUCCAAAUACAAGUGUAAUUGAAAGAACCAAGUCGGACAAAAAAUAUCAUGAUCAAGAAAGAUACAAUGGUUUUUCAGGGUCAGAUUUGGAGCGAUUUCGCCAUGAAGUUUCUACCAAUCAAACAAAAGACAAUGAAGAUUUCUCAGAAAAUCCAUUAAGACACUUGGAAUCCCUGUCUUUAGGCGCUUUCACUAAUAUGAUGAACAUGAAUAAUCGAACAACAUUUGCUCAUAAUCCUAAUACCUCAAGUGGAGUUUCGUAUCACGCGCCUGGACUAGGUUUGGCAUCUGUUACAACAACCACUGCACCCCACAGAUCGGAUUCUCCUACCACAGAAAGGAUGCAAUCCUUAAUAAAUACCGGUUCUCAUGCACCUCCUCCAGCCUUGACCUCUAAUUGUCACUUGAACAAUAGCGACACAGAUAACUCUAUGUCAGAUCAGCAGAUGCCGUUACCUCCUGUUUACAGGGAUGCCUCCGUGAUCGGAUCUGUGGAGAUCCCCGUAGACAAGGAAAAUCCGCGAAGAUGCACGGCCUGUGGUAAGAUCUUUCAAAAUCAUUUUGGUGUCAAAACUCAUUAUCAAAAUGUCCACCUCAAACUCAUGCACAAAUGUACUGUGGAGGGUUGCAAUGCUGCUUUUCCUUCCAAACGCAGUCGCGAUCGUCACAGUGCCAACUUAAAUCUUCAUAGAAAGUUGCUGUCCACUUCAUCGGACAAAUCUGCCGGUGCCUACUUUGACAAAACCAGUGCUAUUUAUCCUUUUCCAACUGACACUUACCGGGGAGAUAUAUUCUCCCGUUUCUACGACCACAACUCGCUUCCACUGAGCUUUGCGGAAAUGUACCACAGUCGUCUAUCAGCUGAAAGUGGCGGACACCCAUUCUUAGGUGGCACACCAUUUGCACAUUUACCCGGCACAAUACCGGGCUUUCAUCCAGCGUUCCUACCACCAUCAACCACCGUGACGAACUAUAAAAACGACAACGGUUCCCGGUAUCACAACCGCCACGAAGAGAACAGUGGUCGCAACAGUUCUUUAAGUUCCAUCAGCAAUCCAUCAUCUCCUGGACAACCAUCUUUAAGAGGAUCACCAAAAGCAAAUCCUCCUUCUAUAAAACUAGAAGAGGAUUUGACACCCGAUUCGGAAGGAAGGUUCAUGUGUACGAUAUGUGAAAAAAAGUUUCAUGAAUGUGUCGUGUUAAGGGAGCACUAUGAAAAAUGCCACACGCAAUCUCUGCUGCAGUGCUCCACGAAUGGUUGCAAUAAAGCGUUUCUAUCGAGACAAUCGCGGAACAUUCAUAACGACAUAUUGCACAAGGAAAAGAUUGCAGAAACUACGUAGUCAGAACUAAAAUGGCUGUGUUCAAUAGUGUAAGUACACUGAACUUAAGUGAUGUGCCAACCCAAAUUCGUAUACGACUGCGAAAUGUACAAAAACAAAAUUAAACCCUGUCAUAUAGAUUUACCGAGGUGAAGUACACCUUCAUUUGAAAUCAUUUUCUUCUUGAGUUGAGAGUUUUAUUGUUGUUAUCCUGAGUUAGGAUACGUUAAAUUUCAAAUGAUGGUUAUUCUAAAAUUUAAUGGUUUGAAUACCAACCGAGAAGAAGAAAAAUUCUCAGAAUAUUUUCUUUCAACAUUAUACUAAUUGUGUUUUUCUAACAUUAAGUGCCAAUUUUCAGUUUUAUUUUUGCCUAACUAAAACGUUUUGUUGAGUAGUUGUUUCAUGCCCAAACUAAAGUCUUACGUUUUGGCAGUCCUGUUUACAAAAAGAAGUGUAUAAAUAUGUUGUUGUCACGCCAAAAUUUCUGGUUGCAUUUUGGUAUGAAGUUGUGAUCUUUAAACACUCAACAAAGCGUUGAUUCUUUAAUUUCUUAAAUUUCGAACAAUGGCGGGCCUUGUUCUAAGUUUUAAGUUAUUUUGUAUUUCAUAUUAUUUUGAAAAGAGUUUACGGUAUCCUUAGCUUUACGUAGGACUAUUCGCAACUACUUUUGUAAAAAUGUACAUAAAAAUAUCAAAAGCUUUAUUGUGUCUUGAAGUAAAAUUGUUUUGUUGAAGUUUAUGUUAAACAUAUAAUUAAUAUAAGUAAGAAGCAGUGGAGUGAAAAAAAUAUGCAAGCAAUAUUCAUAACUAUAUGCCCAAAAAUUAUGAAUUAUAAACGUCACAAUUGUACUGUUUACCUGCUGUAUCAUUUGAGCCUAUUUUUUAAUAUAUUUUUUUUUUCUUAAGGCCGCUAUAUAUAUACAUAUAUACUAGCAGCCGAUGUAUCACACAUUUUUUGGGUCAGACUUUUCAUUGUUGAAAACUAAGGUUACCAGAGCAAGGAUCCGAGACAUUGCCAAAUCUCACCAAAUUAGUGAAAGUUUGAACGCGAGAGAAACUUUUUUAUAUCCGCCAUAUUGUAUUUCAAUUUCCUUAGAAUCCAGAAAAAAAAAAUAAAAAAAGAGCAAUGGAUUUUAAAGUGUAGAUGAAAUUUCUAAACUGCGAUUAUGUGUAAAAUCAUUUAAAUACUGUGCAAAAAAUAUCAGCAAAAAAAAAAAAAAAAAACCCACCUCGCAUACUUUAUUUAAUUAGCAAUUCCGUUUCUCUAAUAAUUGCUCACUGUCCAGAGUCGCCGAAAUUCGAUAUCAUGCCAGAAAAGGCAACCCCGCAAACACGCGCUCUGAUCCAAAAUGGCGGAUACGUCGACCUAUUUAUAUAGUGGCGCUAAAAUUACCUGAUAACUGUGCCAACGUUCUUUCAUCUUGCCAAAUUUAUUAUAUAUACUGGUGGUGCAUUCUGAAAAACCAAAUGAAUAAUUUUCUCACUAAACAUUGCGGCCAAUUUGUUUUUAAAAUAUUUUCAAAAAUCUAAAUUUUAUUUGUAGUAUACAACCGUAGUUCUUCAUAUCAGUUGUACAUAACUUUCAGGUGUAUUUUCUCUACUCUUAUGUUUAUUUUGUACUUAAAAUGUUACCUAAAAUACGUUCUCCCGAGGAGCAAGCAGUUUUUAAUUUAUUGAGUCCUCCAUUUUGUAAUAUACAGUUAUUUCUCUUUAUUGUUGCAAUUUUAUUUCAUUUUUGUGGUACUUAAAAUAAAGUACUAGAA